Molecule: messenger RNA, 634 nt
Organism: Pseudomyrmex gracilis
Lineage: Eukaryota; Metazoa; Arthropoda; Insecta; Hymenoptera; Formicidae
Gene: Rpb7
Product: DNA-directed RNA polymerase II subunit RPB7
Exons: 7
Coding region: 1-531 (176 amino acids)
Biological process (GO): transcription initiation at RNA polymerase II promoter; positive regulation of nuclear-transcribed mRNA poly(A) tail shortening; positive regulation of translational initiation
Cellular component (GO): P-body; RNA polymerase II, core complex
Molecular function (GO): translation initiation factor binding; single-stranded RNA binding; single-stranded DNA binding
Source: RefSeq, a predicted model, not a curated record
AUGUUAGAAAGGUACUUGAAGGAAAAGGGAUUGGAAUUAAAUGUUGGAAAGACAAAGGUGAUAAGAUUUAGGAAAGGAGAGGAAGAGAGAAAAGAGCGGAGUGGUGGUGGAAAGAGGAAAGGUUGGAAGAGAUAUGGCUUUGUCGUCGCAGUUACAACAAUAGACAAUAUAGGAGCUGGUAUUAUACAACCAGGACAAGGUUUUGUAGUAUAUCCAGUAAAGUAUAAGGCCAUUGUAUUUCGUCCUUUUAAAGGUGAAGUAUUAGAUGCAAUUGUUACGCAAGUAAACAAGGUCGGAAUGUUUGCAGAAAUAGGACCAUUAUCUUGUUUUAUUUCUCAUCAUUCAAUCCCUGAAGACAUGCAGUUUUGCCCAAAUGUAAAUCCAGCUUGUUACAAGUCAAAAGAAGAAGAUGUUGUAAUCCAGGCUGAUGAUGAAAUCCGAUUGAAGAUAGUGGGUACUAGAGUUGAUGCCAAUGGAAUUUUUGCUAUUGGAACGUUGAUGGAUGAUUAUCUAGGUCUUGUAUGUAAUUAAUAAAUCUGCAGUUGUUUCAUCUAAACAUUAAUGUGUAUGUGUGUGGGAAUAUAUAACAUUUAUUCUACCGAUGGAAUUGAUUUUAUAUUACAAUCAGAGUACU